Amborella trichopoda is the source of this 2381-nucleotide messenger RNA. RefSeq names its product glycerol-3-phosphate dehydrogenase SDP6, mitochondrial. Gene Ontology annotation, cellular component: mitochondrion. Gene Ontology annotation, molecular function: glycerol-3-phosphate dehydrogenase (quinone) activity. NCBI's taxonomy places the organism in Eukaryota, Viridiplantae, Streptophyta, Magnoliopsida, Amborellales, Amborellaceae. Gene Ontology annotation, biological process: glycerol-3-phosphate metabolic process. The record is from RefSeq and is a predicted model, not a curated record.
UGCACUCCACUGGAAGUCUCUCUAUCUGACAGCGUGUUUUUCUCUCUUAAUGGCAGCGUGAUCUUCCAUCAAAUUUGGUGUCCCCUUCUCUCUCUAGAACCUGUCUUUCUCUCUCCAAAUGCGUGUGCAUAAUUGGCAGUUAGCCAUGGAGAGGGGAGAAAUCUGGUUUUUCCAGCAGGUAUCACGGGCGCACCACUCUCUCUUCAUAAUGGUCUGCCCCUUUUACCUGCAAUCCGUUUCUCCUUCACUCUUCAUCAAACAAAACCCCCCAUAAGUGGACAGUUCUCUCUGCACUUCACUGUUGGCCCUUGAACCCUCCAAGCUUUCAGCCAUGCUUUACUCUUCUUGAGUUCAAAUAUCUCAUUUUCUGGGGUUAGAAAAAUGCGCCGUGCCGCACUGGCAGCUUCGGCUGUGGCUUUUGCUGUGGAAUUAGGGUUUCAGGGUGAUUGGGCCUUCUCAUCAAAGGGGGGAAACCAUACUUUGGAGAGGGUGAGAGAGAAGAUUGAGGGGUCAAAGGGCCUGGUUCCUUGUAGGAAAGAGCAGGUGGCUUCUCUCUCUGAUGGUGUGGUGUUUGAUGUAUUAGUGGUUGGGGGUGGUGCAACUGGGUCUGGUGUGGCUCUUGAUGCAGCGACUCGAGGGCUCAGGGUUGGGCUUGUAGAGAGAGAAGAUUUUUCUUCUGGGACUUCCUCUAGGUCCACCAAGCUUCUCCAUGGAGGCGUGCGUUAUCUAGAAAAGGCUGUAUUCAAUCUCGACUAUGGUCAGCUCAAAUUGGUUUUCCAUGCACUCGAGGAGCGUAAGCGGGUUAUUCAAAAUGCGCCACAUAUAUGCCACCCUCUGCCAACCAUGACACCAUGCUUUAGUUGGUUCGAAGUGGCAUAUUACUGGCUAGGUUUGAAGAUGUAUGAUUUAGUUGCAGGCCCUCGCAUCUUGCACUUGUCAAGGUAUUACUCAGUGAAAGCAGCCGUUGCUGUCUUCCCAAUGCUUUCCAGAGAAUCUCAUGGUCGAAACUUGCGAGGUGCAGUUGUUUAUUACGAUGGGCAGAUGGAUGACUCUCGUCUUAACAUCGGGGUGGCUUGCACUGCUGCAUUAGCAGGUGCAGCUGUGUUGAACCAUGCUGAAGUAAUAUCCUUGCAUAAAGAUGAGCAGGGCUGUGUUAUAGGUGCAUGUGUAAGAGAUAACUUGACAGGCAAAGAAUUUGAUGUUCACACGAAGGUUAUUGUGAAUGCGACUGGGCCCUUUUCUGAUGCUGUAAGAAAGAUGGCAGACAAUGAUGCAAGAGAUAUGAUAUGUCCUAGUAGUGGAACUCAUGUGGUUCUUCCUGAUUAUUAUUCUUCGCAAAGAAUGGGCUUAAUUGUUCCUAAAACCAAAGAUGGUCGCGUGAUUUUUGUGCUGCCAUGGCAAGGAAAAACUCUUGUUGGAACUACAGAUAGGCACUCACCCCUAUCCAACCUUCCUGAACCACAUGAAGAGGAGAUUGACUUCAUACUUCAAGCCAUUAGUGAUUACCUGAAAAUAGAGGUGAGACACUCCGAUGUCCUCUCAGCAUGGAGUGGUAUACGUCCAUUGGCUACCGAUCCUUCAGCCAAGGACACUGCUAGCAUUCGCAGAGAUCAUAUUAUAUGUGUGGAUUGCCCUGGUCUGAUUACAAUUACUGGUGGGAAAUGGACUACUUAUCGAAGCAUGGCAGAGGAUGCUGUUGAUGCCGCUAUUAAACAUGGGAAUUUGAGCCCUUUGGGUGGUUGUGUAACGGCCAAUCUUCCUAUAAUUGGUGCCUAUGGAUGGGAGGCAUCAUCCUUCAUAGCUAUUGCUCAGAAUUUUUUGCGCAUGAAAGUCACACGUGAUGGGAAGACAGUGCCCGGGACAAUGGAUACCCCUAUAGCAAAGCACCUCUCUCGUGCUUAUGGGAGCAUGGCCAUGCAUGUCGCCGCAAUAGCUCAGAAUGAAAGCUUGGGAAAAAGGCUUGCACAUGGUCACCCCUACAUGGAGGCAGAGGUGGCUUAUUGCGCGAGGAAUGAAUACUGUGAAUCAGCCAUCGAUUUCAUCGCUAGGAGGACGAGGCUUGCUUUUCUUGAUAGAAAUGCUGCAAUUAGGGCCCUUCCGAGGGUCGUUGAGUUAUUGACCAAUGAGCGAGGGUGGGGGCCUGAGAGGCAGGAAAAGGAAAUGGAGGAUGCUCUCUUCUUCCUUGCUACUUUCAAAUCUGGCACCGGAUUGUAAAAGCUAUGGGUAAUGAAUGAUCCCUUUGCCCCCCCUUCCUUUAUAUAUAAAAACAAGGACAUUUUUCCUUGGGUAGUUUAAAAAGAAGGCUACUCAGGGCUUUAUGGACAAAAUUCGAACUGUGACCUCCCUCGCCAAACCAGUGUCAUUUCUGGGGUUGUUUAUAU